Molecule: messenger RNA, 912 nt
Organism: Camellia sinensis
Lineage: Eukaryota; Viridiplantae; Streptophyta; Magnoliopsida; Ericales; Theaceae
Source: RefSeq, a predicted model, not a curated record
AUUAUAAAACUUAAUCCAAUUUUUUUAUCUUUCAUGCUUUCCAUUUGCAUCCCAUCUCUCUCCACUUUUCCAAAAAUGUUAAGGUGGACUGAAAUUUUCCGUUCAAGUGAAUCCGAACCCGACAAUGACAAUCUGACCGGAUGCUACGAGUGUACUCAGGCUGGUGGUCCGAUUUUUCACUCCACAAGCUGUGAAGCGGACCACCAGCCCGAGUGGGAGGCUUUGGCCGGUUCAUCUCUAGUCCCGAUUCAAAACCGGUCCGAUUACAAUCCACAAACGAGCCGGCAGACUGUGGGACGAUUCGGUUCUGUUUUGGACCCGCGUAGCGCAAGCGUGCGGGUGUGGAACCGGGUGGUUUUUAUGGCACGUGGCAUCGCAUUGGCCGUUGAUCCUCUGUUCUUUUUCGCAGUAGCGAUCAGUUUAGGGUGUGAAAGGCCGUGCGUUUAUAUGGACGGUCGGAUGGCUGCAAUCGUGGCCGUUGUUCGCACGUGUGUAGACGCAGUUCAGUUGUGCCACCUGUGCAUUCAGUUUCGGUUGGCGUACGUGUCGAGAGAGUCGUUGGGGGUUGGGUGUGGGAAGCUCGUGUGGGGCGCACGUGCGAUCGCCUACAAUUACCUCCGGUCGCUUAAGGCCUUCUGGUUCGACGCCUUUGUUAUAGUUCCCCUGCCUCAGGUUGUGUAUUUGCUAGUGGCACCAAAACUACUAAGAGAAGAGAGAGUACAGUUGAUGUUGACAAUACUUCAACUAAUUUUCAUGUUGCAGUUCCUCCCAAAGGUGUAUCAUAGUUUUUCUCUGAUGUAAAGAAUGAGGAAGGUCACUGGCUACAUCUUUGGCUCCAUUUGGUGGGGUUUUGGCCUUAAUCUCAUUGCCUACUUCCUUGCCUCCCAUGUAUCUCUCUCUCUCUCUCUCUCU